CAUUUCCAUGAUUACUUACCUAUUUCGAAGAAAAUUGUGGAAUUUGUGAAUAAAAAACUAGUGUUUCUAUCAAAAAGUCAACAAAAAUGAGUCCCCAACAAAAAAACAAUGAUGAAUCUAUUGACGAUGAUGCGGAAUUAUUGGCUCUGGAGAAACUUCUCGCAGAUGCCGAAGAACAAGGCCGGAAACCUACAUCAGAAGAACAAAAAAUUGACGAGGAGAAAAGUAAGCCCAGUGUGCCACGUCUACGUGAGGACAGCACGUUUGCAGAUGCCUUCAGUUAUGAAGUGGAUACACAGUUGGCCUCUAAAGCGGCCAAAGAGGUGGAGAGUCGCAUGGAAGAUGUAGACUCUUCGGAUGAUGAAGAAAUACGAAAUUUUCUGGAGAGAAAAUACAAUGAGUAUGGAUCGGAUGUUAACAAAAAAUUGAAGCAACAGAAUGAUGCUGCUAAAGAGUCGAGAAUUGAGAAAGAAGUCAAUGCAGCCAUAAAGCAAAACGAGGCGGAGGAAAAGAGAAAUGGAAACUUUGAUAUGCAUAUAAAAAAUCCUCACAAUCCCAUAAAAAGACAAACGCUUAUAACAAAUUCUUUUAAGGCAACCGUUAAACACCCAGAAACUUUAGCGGAUACUCACCCAACUCCUUCAAACAGUACCCAAAGUUCCGUGUACAUGGACCCUAUAUUUGGUCUGCGUAUAAUAAAGCCAUUGGUAUCAAGUACCCUUUUGAAAGAAAGAAUGGCUGGGCGACAACCUGUGGCUUUCUCAGCCAUUGCCUUUCAUGUGCAAAGGGGCGAUCUAACCAAAGAUUGGGUAAUAGGUGCAGUACUCACUCGCAAGGGCAACACUCAAAUGACAAAGAAGAACAAACCAUUUUGUAUAUGGCAGUUGUCAGAUUUAAAGGGUGAAAUGAAGACUGUGUCAUUAUUUCUUUUCGGAGGAGCAUACAAGGAGCUUUGGAAAACAGCUCAAGGAACCUGUGUUGCUGUACUUAAUCCCACCAUUUUUGAAAAGCGUGCAGAUAGCAAAGAUGUUGCUUGCUUGUCAAUAGAUACUGCGGCUAAAGUGAUGAUACUGGGCCAGUCCAAAGACUUGGGGGCAUGUAAGGCAGUUAAACGUAACGGUGAAGUUUGCAAUGCUCUGGUCAACUUAAGCGAAUGCGAUACUUGUGUUUUUCAUAUGAAGCAGGAAUUCUCAAAAAUGUCCAAACGCUCAGAAUUGCAAUCGGCCAAUGCUGGUCGUGGACUACAAGAUUUGCGUGACAAAGUGUUGGGUAAGUCGGAAGUUUUCUAUGGUGGUCAAUCAUUUACUGCUGUUCCGGCUCGCAAAAGCGCUAAGUUGACUUCCAAAGAUAGCCAGAGAAUAAGUAGUUUAUCUGAAUAUGCCAUAUCGCCCUUUGCCGGUUCCGUCAAUCAUACAUCCAAAGCAAAGAGUGAUGUAACAACUAUUCCCUAUGCUGCACGUGAAGGUCCCGUUUCAAAAAUAGCUGGCAAUGUUGAAGCUUCAAGAAAACAGCGGCUAAAAGAUAUAGAACGGCUACAGAUUCUGCAGGCGGAAUCAGCAAGGAGUGGAUCACCCUCUAGCUCUACACCGAAUACACCACAAACAAGUAAGGCCAAUGAGUCAUUGAGUAGUCAGAAAAAAUCACCAAGCACGCCCUUAACACCCUCAACACCAUCUGCUGCAUCUAGUUCAUUUUCCACAUCAUUCACCGCUGUACCAGAAAAAUUUAAAAAUCGAGAGUUUUCCUUUAGCGCCAAAUCGCCAUCUCUUUCUAGGGAAAAUUUUUCUCUUGAGGUUAAUAUCGGGGAGCGACGGGCGUCCAUGGCAAAACAAAAGGCUUUGGACAUACUGAAAAAUAAACCCAUAAAGAAAGCCGAUCCCAAUUCCACACGUGGCACCAAGGACGGCAAACGAAGGGCCAUCGAUGAUCUCAACGAGCAAUUUAUGAGUCAAGAGGCAAAAAAACAAAAAGUAGACGAGGAGCUAAAGGAGCAAGAGCGUAAAAGUCGUAUACAACGCAUUAUGGAUGCCACAUCAUCGCACACCAACUUAAUUGACAUGCGUGAACGUGAGGAACAGGAGAAAUACUUUAGCAAGCUGGAGAAAAAAGAGGCUUUGGAAGAGAAAAUGUUGCAAACCUAUAAAAUGCCUUGCAAAGCGGUUAUAUGUAAAUUAUGCAAAUAUACCGCCUUCUCAGCGGCCGAUCGUUGUAAACAGGAACGACAUCCCCUCAAAGUAGUCGAUGCCGAAAAACGUUUCUUCCAAUGCAAAGACUGUGGCAAUCGCACGGCUUCCGUAUUUAGGCUACCAAAAACUUGCUGCUCCAACUGUCAGAGCUCUAGAUGGGAAAGAUGUGCCAUGAUACGCGAACGUAAGGUGGGAACUGGACCCGAAGUACUCUCCUUGCGUGGCGACGAAGAGAUGUUCAUUGGCAGUGUUUCUGGCAAGGCAAAUUUAAAUUUGGCUGUUCCCGACGAUUAGGUAAUUUUAACACAACAUUUUAUUGAGAUUCGUUGUUCAGUUAGAAAUAGCAAUAAUGACUUAGUUUUUAUUAAAAUUUUAGUUGUAAGACUUUUUAAAAAAAUUUUAAAUAAGAUUUAAAACAAAAAAAAAUAAUCUGUUGGGGAAAAACGCAUUCAAUGAUUUUUUAAGCAGGCGCUAAAGAGAAAAUCUUAUAAAUUGUUGAGGAUAAUUAAAAUUGGCAGUUAAAACAAGUGGUCCUAAUGUUGAACUACUGCUCGACAUCAAAGGCAUUGGCAGUGAUAUGACUGGGGCUGCAACCCCUGACAGAUCUCAAAGCCGACUCUGCGAAAUUUAGGGUCAAAUUUCCAUCGACUCAAGAUCAGGGAGUUUUGGCCACUCAAUUUUCUGGGCAGGGUGCUUUGGAUACGUUACAACCAUCACUUCAUUAAUCCGCACUUUUAUACAUAUAUUUUCCUUCUUAUAAUCAACACAACUGGAUUAGCUUCAGAUUUCUAAGUAAAACAAAUAAAUGCUCAAAUUCCGCACCUGUCUUAAGGUUGCGGAAACCUCACGAUGCAAUACAGCGCGUCGUUGUCUAAAAACACACAAUAAGCAGGAACGAUUUACUCAAUUCGUAACAAAGUUUGAAAAUGUUGUCAAAGAAUUAAUAAUAACAUUUUUAUUGAAUCGAUAUUUCGUUACAUCUCGUUACAAAUGUUUUCCCCUUUUCAAUGGUAUGCAAAAUAAACAAUAAUAACAAGGAGGGUACUUUGGCAAUUGGACAAUUGGAAAGUGUAAUAUACCAAAGCAAAUUCUAAAGUAAUAGCAAAAGAUAAAAGAUAGACAUUCUUCAAUCAAGUUUGUUUGUUUAUUAGCGCAAAUAUCUAUUCAGUCAAUUCAAUUUAAUUCAGUGCAAUUCGGAUUACCGCUCACAUUUAUUAUAAGCUAACGUUUUCCGAGAAGUUAUUAUU
This is a messenger RNA of Stomoxys calcitrans (stable fly), 3433 nucleotides long. It is a transcript of the gene Mcm10, whose product is annotated as protein MCM10 homolog. Gene Ontology annotation, cellular component: replication fork protection complex; nucleus. The record is from RefSeq and is a predicted model, not a curated record. The transcript has 2 exons. Lineage: Eukaryota; Metazoa; Arthropoda; Insecta; Diptera; Muscidae. Gene Ontology annotation, biological process: DNA replication initiation; DNA replication. Bases 87 to 2480 code for a protein of 797 amino acids. Gene Ontology annotation, molecular function: DNA replication origin binding; single-stranded DNA binding.